CCUACUGCUGUAGUAGGUGGUGCCCACGGUGGUGCUCAUGGCAGUGUGGUUGGUGGUGUUCCUGCUGGUAUGGUAGGUGGCAUGGGUGGCGUGGUCACUGGCGGUGGAAUGGUUGGUGACCCUAUGGUUUGUGGAGGCAUCUUCUCUACCCUUGAUGGGAAAAUGACCAUGCAGAACCUCAAUGACCGUCUGGCCAGUUACCUGGACAAGGUCCGAUGCUUGGAGGAGGAAAAUGCUGAGCUUGAGUGCCGGAUCCGGGAAUUUUAUGCCAAGCAAGGCCCCCUCUGUGAACCGAAGGACUAUAGCCAUUUCCACCAGCAAAUUGAAGAUCUUAAGAACCAGCUCAUUUGUACAAGCGUGGAGAACAACAAGCUCCUUCUGUGCAUUGAUAAUAGCAAGCUGACUGCUGAUGACUUCAGAACCAAGUAUGAGACAGAAUGCUGCCUCCGUCAGAAUGUGGAGGCUGAUAUUAAUGGCUUGCAUCAAAUCCUGGAUCAGUUGACAGCCUGCAGGGCUGACUUGGAGGUACAGAGUGAAAAUCUGCAGGAUGAGCUGUGCUGCCUGAAGAAGAACCAUGAAGAGGAAGUUACCUGUCUGAAGAACCAGUCAACUGGUGAUGUCAAUGUGGAGGUCAAUGCCUGUCCUGGACCGGAUUUGAGGAAGAUCCUGGAAGAGAUGAGAUGCAAGUAUGAGACAAUGAUUGAAGGCAACCGCAAGGAGGUUGAAGCCUGGUAUGGCUCCAAGAUCGAGGAGGUGAACCGCGAUGUCAGUACCAGCAGUCAGGAGAUUGAAGAGAGCAACAACAAAGUCACUGAACUAAGACGCCAACUGCAAGCCCUGGAGAUUGACUAUGAUGCCCAAUGCAGCCUGAGAGACACCCUGGAGGCCUCCCUGGGUGAAACAGAACAUCGCUACAACAACCACUUGGCUGAGCUUCAGGAGCGCAUUUCAUGCCUGGAACAGCAGCUGUCAGAGCUGCGGGCAGAAAUGGAGUGCCAGAACCAUGAAUACACGGAGCUCCUUGAUGUCAAAAGCCGGCUGGAGCAGGAAAUUUCCACCUACCGCUGCUUGCUGGAAGGGGGACAGCAUGACACUGUUGGAGGAGGAGGGGUUGCUAGAGCCAGCAGUGGAGCAGCUGGAAGAACUGGUGAAGUUCGGGCAUCUCACACUUACGUAACACAUCCCGCGGGCCAUGUGGGCCAUGCAGGCCAUGUGGGUCAUACAUGCCAUGGAGGCCAUUUACACCAUUAGAACACAGGAAAGGAGCUCAUAAGAGAACUUCAGAAGAAUGAGCAGAAAGCCCCUUACCUCCAGGAAAGCAUUCCUGUAGUUCACCCAAGCUGUUGUUGCUUCAUCUGUCCGGUGGUAUCCUUCCAAGCUAAUCAGAAGGCCCACUUCACUGUCUUCCACGCUACUGAGUCUUUCCCAUAGUUCUGCAACGUAGCAUAUCCAAUCACAGUUGCUUAACCAAGAUGCAUUAGUGCCGUGGUUGGCUAUCUACUGACCACUGAAAACAAACCAAGAAGCCUGAAAUAAAGCUC
This is a messenger RNA of Hemicordylus capensis (graceful crag lizard), 1541 nucleotides long. RefSeq names its product keratin, type I cytoskeletal 19-like. The transcript is spliced from 9 exons. Lineage: Eukaryota; Metazoa; Chordata; Lepidosauria; Squamata; Cordylidae. The record is from RefSeq and is a predicted model, not a curated record. Gene Ontology annotation, molecular function: structural molecule activity. The coding region runs from base 70 to 1251 and encodes 393 amino acids.